CUGGACGGACCUGGGCGCCCCGGACCAGUGAGCUGCGGCUGCAACAGAAAAGGGCAACUGCUCAGCUAUAGUCCACGCCCCCUUCCCGCUCCGGUGACAGUGUCUGCGGAAAGUCGCCUUUGUGAUUUCUGGAGAGCACCGAGCGGGACGACGGCCGUCCAGCCGGGUCGUCCGUGCCAGGCGACAAAGAAAGGGUAUCCCGGUGGACCAUCAUCCCUUCCCUCUAGACAGCCCGCCCCGGGGGCCUGAAAAUGCUUAGAUCUACGUGGAAUUUUCUGAAACGUCACAAAAAGAAAUGCAUCUUCUUGGGCACGGUCCUUGGAGGAGUAUAUAUCCUGGGGAAAUAUGGACAGAAGAAAAUCAGAGAAAUACAAGAAAGGGAGGCUGCAGAAUACAUUGCCCAAGCACGACGACAGUAUCAUUUUGAAAGCAACCAGAGGACUUGCAAUAUGACAGUGCUGUCCAUGCUCCCAACACUGAGAGAGGCCUUGAUGCAGCAACUCAACUCUGAGAGCCUUACAGCUCUGCUGAAAACCAGGCCUUCAAACAAGCUAGAAAUAUGGGAGGAUCUGAAGAUAAUAAGUUUCACAAGAAGUAUCGUAGCUGUGUACAGUACUUGCAUGCUGGUGGUUCUUUUGCGAGUCCAGUUAAACAUAAUCGGUGGAUAUAUUUAUUUGGAUAAUGCAGCAGUUGGCAAAAAUGGCACCACAGUUCUUGCUCCCCCAGAUGUCCAACAGCAAUAUUUAUCAAGUAUUCAGCACCUCCUUGGAGAUGGCCUGACAGAAUUGAUCACUGUCAUUAAACAAGCUGUGCAGAAGAUUUUAGGAAGUGUUUCUCUUAAACAUUCUUUGUCCCUUUUGGACUUGGAGCAAAAACUAAAAGAAAUCAGAGAUCUCGUUGAGCAGCAUAAAUCAUCUUCUUGGAUUAAUAAUGAUGGAUCCAAAUCUUUAUUAUGCCAUUACAUGAUGCCAGAUGAAGAAACUCCAUUAGCAGUUCAGGCCUGCGGACUUUCUCCUAGAGAUGUUACCACUAUUAAACUACUCAAUGAAACUAGAGACAUGUUGGAAAGUCCAGAUUUUAGUACAGUUUUGAAUACCUGUCUCAACCGAGGAUUCAGUAGACUGCUAGACAACAUGGCUGAGUUCUUUCGACCUACUGAACAAGACCUGCAACAUGGUAACUCCAUGAAUAGUCUUUCCAGUGUCAGCCUGCCUUUAGCUAAGAUAAUUCCCAUAAUAAAUGGACAGAUCCAUUCAGUUUGCAGUGAAACACCUAGUCAUUUUGUUCAGGAUCUGUUAAUGAUGGAGCAAGUGAAAGACUUUGCUGCUAAUGUGUACGAGGCUUUUAGUACUCCUCAACAACUGGAGAAAUGAUUUUUUUUUUCCUUCAAGAAUAGCUACAAUGGAAUUCAGUUACUUUUUUUAAAAAAUGCAUCGAAUAAAUCAACUAUAUAUAGGGUAAUGAUUUGUUACCAUAAUGUCUAAUAAAAAUAUAUUCUUAAAGUCUUCAUAAUAAAAUAGAUUUAUUUGGCAUCUUAAUAUAUUUUUUUAAAGCCAUCAACAGACUGGUUUUUGUGGGCAUACCUGAGUGUAUACAGUGCAAAUAUCAGAACUGUUAAUAGUUUGUUACAUCAUGGAUAUUAGUUCCAAGUCAAAUAAUGUAAAUACUUUAUACUUUGACAUUAAUACUGAGGUAAAAUCUGUUUGGGAAGUAGAUAUAAAGUUUGGAAAAAAUGCUAUUUAAUCUUAAAGUUCACCAGACUGUAGUAUACAGGAGAGAAUCAGACUUUUCUUCAGUUAAUCUUCAAAGAGAUAAAUACUUUGUCUUAAAUAUACCUGGUUGAGAACUUUCUUUUUUAAUAGAAAUCAGUUAAUUUAACAACUAGGAUUAGGACUUUCCUGGUGGUCCAGUGGGUAAGGCGCCAUGCUCCCCCUGCAGGGGGCACAGGUUCAAUCCCUGUUCCCUGGCCGGAGAAUCUAAGAUCCUGCAUCCCAUAGCACAGCCAAAAAUAAGAAGGAACAACUAUGAUCAGCAAUUUUUUUCUUUACUGUUGUUAACAAUCCUUAGGAAACUACAUACUGAUUUGGAGGUGAACAUUGUGUUGAUGCUGUUUACUCAGCUGUUAUUAACUACUGUACAUAGUUUCAUUUAUUUGUAUGUAAAUAAUUAUAACUUACUUUGUAUUGAUUUUAAGCACAGUGAAUCUUAUUACAAUAAAAUAUUUUAGUAAAAUAU
Capra hircus (goat) is the source of this 2235-nucleotide messenger RNA. RefSeq names its product peroxisomal biogenesis factor 3 (gene PEX3). The record is from RefSeq and is a predicted model, not a curated record. Gene Ontology annotation, molecular function: protein-macromolecule adaptor activity. Gene Ontology annotation, cellular component: peroxisomal membrane. Gene Ontology annotation, biological process: protein import into peroxisome membrane. The coding region runs from base 252 to 1373 and encodes 373 amino acids. Lineage: Eukaryota; Metazoa; Chordata; Mammalia; Artiodactyla; Bovidae. The transcript is spliced from 12 exons.